Messenger RNA from Sesamum indicum (sesame), 533 nucleotides. Its product is annotated as defensin J1-2. NCBI's taxonomy places the organism in Eukaryota, Viridiplantae, Streptophyta, Magnoliopsida, Lamiales, Pedaliaceae. Gene Ontology annotation, biological process: defense response. The record is from RefSeq and is a predicted model, not a curated record.
UCCUUAUAAAUAGAGGGAUAGAGAGCAAGAAAUACAUAAGCACAAAUACACACACAUACACAUUCAGUGUGAGAAGAAAAUGGCCAGUUUUCUGAGGUUGUUUGCUGCUGUUUUCCUCAUGCUCAUGCUUGUUUUCUCCUCUGGAAUGGUGGCAGAGGCAAGGAUAUGCGAAUCAAAGAGCCACCGGUUCAGGGGAAUUUGCGUGAGAAAAGCCAAUUGCGCGGCGGUGUGCCAGACUGAGGGUUUCCACGGCGGCCGCUGCCGGGGCUUCCGCCGCCGGUGUUAUUGCACUAAGCACUGUUAAACCCUAGCUCUUUUUCCUUUAUGGAGAGUUAGAUCAAUAACAAUCAAUCACUACAACUCCAUGAGUGUAGUAAUUCAGUAAUAUUUCAAUAAGAAAGGACUUUCCCACACGUCAGUUGGGUGAAGUCUUUCCGUUAGUGGAUGGUGAUUCAUGUAAUUUCUGCUAUUUAUUGCAUGUCUGAGCGUUGUUUUUUGGUGGAAUUAAUAAGAGUUCAAGGACUUAUUUGCAA